This is a messenger RNA of Entrophospora candida, 192 nucleotides long. NCBI's taxonomy places the organism in Eukaryota, Fungi, Glomeromycota, Glomeromycetes, Entrophosporales, Entrophosporaceae. The record is from the annotation of a GenBank genome assembly.
AUGACAAAAAUUGCUUUUAUUAUAGAAAAAGAAGCUGUCAAAUUACAUGAAACUUUAAGUACAAAGCAAGAACAAAUGACCAAAAAAUCAAAAAUUUUACGAAAAAAUGUUUUCUCAAUAAGUCAAAGUUUAAAUGAUCUUAAAAACUUCUGGAAUAUUCAGAUUGCUGAAUUAGAAAAUCUUAUCAUGUAA